CCCUACGCUUCCAUGUUCCAUGUCAUUCUCAGCCUCCACUCUACUUAGGCACCUGCGACAUUUCCCUGGCGCCUGAAGUCCCUAGGCGCAUCAAAUUGAGUUCCCCUCCCCCCGGCCUGACUCGGGCUUUAUUCAUUGCGACUCACUUCUUCGACAUCCUGCUCCAUCACCCAGCCCAACCCCUUCCCGUCUUUCACACUCGCUGCAUUGCGUGCACGUUGCAAUGGCUGCCCCCAUGGAUCAGAGAAUACAGGUCCCGAUCGAUGACCCCAACGCAGACACCGAGUGGAACGACAUCCUCCGGAAACAUGGCGUCAUCCCUGAGAAGCCGCCCAGCCCGACGCCCAUGAUCGAAGAGGCCAUUGUCGAGGGACGCCGGUUAGCGCAUGAGAACAGACUGGAGGGCAAGGAUCUUGAUGAGCUCGAUGAGCUGGAGGACGACGAAGACGAGGCAUUCCUGGAGCUGUACCGCCAGCGCAGGAUGCAGGAGCUCAACAACCUCACCAAAAAGGCCCUCCACGGCACCGUGUACCCGAUCUCGAAACCCGAAUAUUCACGCGAGGUUACAGAAGCCUCCAACAACAGCCCCGUCUUCGUCAACCUGACAUCGUCGCUGGGAACAAACGUCGAGUCGCGGGUGUUGACGGAGCUUUGGAAGCAGGCGGCCCAGGAAUACGGCGAGAUCAAGUUCUGCGAGAUGCGCGCAGACAAGGCCAUCGAGAACUACCCCGAGCGCAACUGCCCCACAAUCCUGGUCUACAAGAACGGCGACAUUGCGAAGCAGGUCGUCACCCUGAUGCAGAUGGGAGGCGUCAGAAUCAACAUGCUGCAAAUUGACAACCUCCUGGUCGAGGUCGGCGCUGUUCCCGCGUCGGACAUGCGCGUGGCCAAGCGCCGGCGACAGGCCGAAGAUGAAGAAGAGGAGAAGGCAUUUGGGAAGGGGAUCAGGCAGGGUAAUGUGUCCAGAUCCAAGGCGCACGACAGCGAUGAUGAUGAGUGGGACUGAGACAUGUUCUGCAUGCUGUUAAUAUAGUCAGUCGUGCUGGAUGAUGCCUGUCGAUGCUCAGCCGUGCGCGGCAGACGGAAACGACCGGCCGGUACUUCGGCUACCUGUUGUCGAUUGGCUAUGAACAAGGAGUCGAGGAGCAUUCCUUGUUGGCACUGUCCAAGCUGAUUGAGGGCCAGAAAGCCAUAAAUGAUUGAAGCCUGUGCCAGGUGUGGGAUGCGGGCUAAGCCGGCGAACCCGUCGGCCAUAAGUCUUGGCUCAAUGCAGAGCAAGGGCUCCAUCGAAGCGUGUCUUUGCGACAUCCCGAAUCCAAACGAAGAAAUAGAAAAGAAGAAACAGACCAGAUGGUAUGCAGACGCUGCUUGGCCUGUCAUGGCAAAAUUUCAGAACAACGGAGAGGGUCAGCCAACGUUGGUUCCUAAG
Molecule: messenger RNA, 1429 nt
Organism: Colletotrichum destructivum
Lineage: Eukaryota; Fungi; Ascomycota; Sordariomycetes; Glomerellales; Glomerellaceae
Product: Putative phosducin, thioredoxin-like domain, Thioredoxin-like superfamily
Exons: 2
Coding region: 224-1006 (260 amino acids)
Biological process (GO): protein folding
Cellular component (GO): cytoplasm
Source: RefSeq, a predicted model, not a curated record